This is a messenger RNA of Setaria italica (foxtail millet), 1704 nucleotides long. RefSeq lists its product as uncharacterized. Bases 303 to 1361 code for a protein of 352 amino acids. NCBI's taxonomy places the organism in Eukaryota, Viridiplantae, Streptophyta, Magnoliopsida, Poales, Poaceae. The transcript is spliced from 8 exons. The record is from RefSeq and is a predicted model, not a curated record.
CCGCUUCCCCGCCGAGCUAAGCUGACUGUUUCUGUGUGUGAAGGAUUCCUAGCCACCAAAUUCCCCCAAUCAAACGCUCCUCCCUUGCGAGCGACUCGAAAUUGCUCUCGCCUUCGCCAUGGAUCGCGAUUCGAGUCGCGGCUUCGUCCAUCUCUGUAUCGCUGGGCAUGACUAUGGCAUGGUAAUCCAAUCCUACGCCGACCGGUCGAUGAAGAUGCGGCGUGAGAGGGACCUCCUCCCGUGGAACUGGUUCUCGCCGGAGACCAAAACAUGCAGCUCAAACGCGUAUUUGGCAGAGUUCCAUGUAUUCAGAUCACCCGAGGCGAUCUCGACGUAAUCCAGGACGAGCACGGCCACCAACCAACUUACUGGUUGAGGAGGAUGUCACUGAGGUGAGCAGCAAUGAGAUUGGCCCUACAAUUCCAGAUACAUCAAAGUUCGAGGCACUGUCGCUGAAUGACUCACCCUCUACACUUGAUUCGACUGAUGGGGCUGUGGUGUGUUUGGGUGACAUGGGCAGUCCUGAGCAUAAUUCUACAACUGAUGGGUUGUCAGCAUGUCAAAAAGUGUUAUCACCACUGGUUGUGGUGCAUACUAGUGAUACUAGUAGUGGCCUACCUGAUUCUGCAAUUAUGGAGCCAUCAGCUGCCGUGGAAGUUGUGUCGCCCAAGUCAGAGGGGCUUCGCGAACUUGAGGAGUACUUGAAGGAGCAUACGUUUGAUAGUGUGGAAGAUGCUUUUGAAUAUCUUUGGAAUAAUCAAAAAGAUGCUCUGGCUGCAAUGUCCCAGCAAUCUUCACUAGACAAUUAUGAGUUUGGAUCAGAGUCAAAGGUGGCACCUGAACAAGAAGAAGCUGGAUCAGUUCCAGCAUCAGAACAAGCUCCAUCAGUUCCAGAGCAAGGGCGAUGUUCUGAAGCUUCCUACGAAGAAAUUGCUCAAAAUGGGAAGAAAUGGAUGAGGGAGGAGGUGAUGGUAGCAUUUAAUAAAUACAUUGAAGACAAAGAUGAUUUUGAGGAUAUUCAGUAUGAAUUUGAUGAGCUUCAGCACCAGUGUUUUAGUGUGGAAAAUUAUCACAAGAUUUUUCACCAUUUCAACUUCACUGUCAAGAUGAAGGUUAAUGGUUCUGCUGAUUGGACAUCAGCACUUUUCUUUGCGGAAGUGAAGGAGAUAUUUAGACAGAAAAUUUACUUCUGCACUCCUCUAGAGCUGUAUGAAAAUGGCCAUUGCGACGCAUGCAAGAAGCAAGGGAUGGAUGAUCUGAGGCAUCCUAUAAUAGGUGUAUAUGACAGAGGCAAUCCAGAUACAGAAUUCCCCUUCAUGUACGGAUGUGAUGCGGACGGCUUCUUGUACGAUUCUGAAUAAUCUUAUGAUAAUGUUCCAUCUACCUUGGAAGACGAAGCUGAUGCGUAUGAUGAGCAAUUGAGCAUUAGCUUAUGGUUCGAUGGUGAACAUUUCUGGGAUUACAUGGUGUGUGCUGGUCCGAACCCAGUAUAGUAGGUCCAAGUCCAACCAGGAUGCAGAUUUCAGGACCUACCUCUAGGUGAUACUAAUAUAUGUAACCCUAGGUGCAUGUCGAUGUGCCUGCUGGCUGCAUAGCAAUACAUGCAUGUUGAAUGGGAACGUGGUUCAGUUUCUGUGUUAUUUUCUUGGAAUAUGUAAAAACCACCGAUACUAAUAUUAAGUUAUUUACUCGUUGCAUGAAUCA